Molecule: messenger RNA, 2202 nt
Organism: Pieris brassicae (large cabbage white)
Lineage: Eukaryota; Metazoa; Arthropoda; Insecta; Lepidoptera; Pieridae
Product: UDP-glucosyltransferase 2-like
Exons: 9
Coding region: 325-1881 (518 amino acids)
Molecular function (GO): UDP-glycosyltransferase activity
Source: RefSeq, a predicted model, not a curated record
AAGGAUAAUACUAUCGAUUGGAAGAUAACGACUAUAAUAUAUUAUAAUUCUAAAUUAUUAAUGAAUCAUUGAUACGUCAAAAUUGAUCAAACAAUAUAGUUUAUCUUUAUUGAGCGUGAAGCUCGGUUGAAUAGCACCCAGAAAAAGAUUUGAUAUCGAACAAGACGGUCGCCCUUCGGUGGUGAUGUGAUAUAAAUAAUCAGUGCGACAAGUAUGAUUUAAAUUUACAUUGGAUAACAACUUUGGAUUGAAUCUUCUCUUCACCAAAGGACACAGUACACAUAUGAUAAAGUAGACUUCCAUUGGUGGCAUUGUUAUUAGAAAAUGGCUCUAAGAGUUCUUGGCUUAAUAUUACUAGUGAUUGGGUUCUGCGAAUCUUACAAGAUACUGGUGAUAAGUCCCUUAGCCGGUAAGAGCCAUGCUAUCUUGGGAGAUGGUGUCAUUAAGCACCUUCUGAAGGCUGGACACCAGAUCUCUUACGUAACAGCUUUUCCAGAAAGCAAUUCCCACCCAAAUCUCACAAUCGUAGAUGUCAAAGCUAAUAUGGACAUUAUAAAAGAUGACAUGAUAAGUUUAGAUAUGAUAAUCAAUAAAAAAAUCAAUCUACAAAAUAUACAACUUAUUGUAAGUAUGUUUGUGGAAGUCGGAAAGCAGACAUUAGCAAAUAAAAAUUUUCAAGAUGUUCUGAAAGAUAAAAAGCAACAGUUUGAUGUAAUUAUAGCAGAAUGGAUGUUCACAGAAAUAUAUUCUGGAUUAAUGCCUGUUUUUGACUGUCCAUUGAUAUGGCUAUCCACUAUUGAACCUCAUUGGAUGGUGUUACAACUUAUCGACGAAAUUCCAAACCCUGCGUAUACCCCUGACAGCCAUACUGUUUAUGCACCACCUUUCACAUUUUGGCAGAGAGUUCAACUAUUAUUACACUUAUUUGUUGGACAGUAUCUACAAUACAGCUAUGCAUAUGGACCAGAACAAAAUACUUAUGAACAAUUCAUUGUACCUCAUAUAAGAGACAAGAUCAGACCGGUACCAUCAUUAGAUGUUUUAAGGUAUAAUGCGUCUCUUAUGUUUGGAAACUCGCAUUAUUCGCUGGGAAGAUCCACGAGAUUACCUCAAAACUAUAUUGCUAUUGGUGGCUAUCACAUUGAUACUGAGACGAAACCUUUACCAAAAGAUCUUCAAACAAUUAUGGAUAACGCUAAAAACGGGGUUAUUUACUUCAGUAUGGGAUCGAACCUAAAAAGCAAACAUUUUCCCCAAGAAUUAAGAGAAGGGCUACUUAACCUUUUUGGAGAAUUAAAACAGACUGUUAUUUGGAAAUUUGAAGAACAAUUAGAGACUCGUCCAAAGAAUGUACAUGUAGUGCAAUGGGCUCCUCAGCAGAGUAUCUUAGCGCAUCCAAAUUGCGUUCUUUUCAUUACGCAUGGAGGUCUUCUCUCAACGACAGAAGCUAUUCACUUUGGGGUUCCUAUAAUUGGGAUCCCAGUUUUUGCUGAUCAGUUCACGAAUAUUGAGGUAGCUGUUAACAAGGGCUAUGCGAGAAAGACUCCUCUAUCUUAUUCGAUGGUGGAUGACUUAAGAGAGAGCAUACGUGAUGUUUUAAACAAUCCAAAAUAUUCAGCUAAGGCAAAAGAGCUAUCUCGGAUCUACCACUCCCGUGUGGUGCACCCCAGCGUAGAUCUGGUACACUGGACUGAGGAAGUAGUGGCUUCGCAGGGUGCGCUGUAUCUUCGCUCUGCUGCGUUGCAAACGCCUCUCUACCAGAAAUUAUACCUGGACUUGGCUGCUUUAGUAACCCUAAUAAUUUUUGUGUUUAUAUAUCUUACUCGAAAAGUUUUACGGAUUUUUACUGGGAAGGCACAUAAUAAUAAGAAAAAAAAUUAAGAUUUUAGCAUUUAGCACUAAGUCAUUUGUAAUAAUAACUAAUAACAGUAUUUCAUUUAAUUUUUGGCGGGCAUACUCAUGUCAGAUUUAUGGCGUAAAUUUCUAUUAAAAUUGCCUUGAUAUUUUAUACACUUAUGUGAUCCGUCUUUUGUGCCACUUUCAGCUCAAAAAACCCAGAAAUUUCUAAGAAUAAAGAGACGGUGUGAGAAUCACAUAGCCUGUAACAAACCAUUUGUUCUUAAAUAAUACUUAAUUAUGUGUUUCAUUGGACGACCAAUGUGCUGCUAUCUUAAUUAGUAAGAAAUAAAGAUACGUUUUAUA